Alternaria alternata is the source of this 1730-nucleotide messenger RNA. RefSeq lists its product as hypothetical. The record is from RefSeq and is a predicted model, not a curated record. The transcript has a single exon. Lineage: Eukaryota; Fungi; Ascomycota; Dothideomycetes; Pleosporales; Pleosporaceae. The coding region runs from base 345 to 1478 and encodes 377 amino acids.
GACACAAUGGAUUGGUUGUAUUGUCGCUUCCCUAUAGUUGGUAACAAUGAGAAAUGCUUGGGCUCUCAUGAAAUUCAUAAGUGAAAGCUCCAAAACGUGCCUUCCUUAUUAUCCAGAGUGACUGUCAGUUGAGCAGCUCGACGACUGCACUUUCUCAACCAACCCUAUGACGUUCCUGUUAUACAACGGCAGCUUGCUCGCACCUUCCGCCAGCGAAGAUGCUCACUUAGAACUACAUGAAGUGACUGCUGCGUCUACACCCUCAACUUCUCUACAUUACUGUUACCGUCGUGCAUCAAUCACCGUACGACAUUCUCGCAGCAGCUCCUCUAUAAUCACGCAUCAUGACGGCACCAACUACAGAACAGACGAUUACUACAGCUAAUAGCAAGCAUGAAACAGCGAAGAAGUGGCUGCGGCGACAUCUGCGCAAAGUGGCAUCGCGCCAAACACUGAAGAACGACGACGACUCAAACGAGAUGCAACGAAAGAAUUCCCUCCGGCGUCCGCGCACAGCACCUUCAACAGAGCUUGCACAAAAUCUUGACGAUGCGCCAGCAGUUCCACUGGUCCCAAUUGAUGUCGAGCAAGGUUCACCUCGGGCGCCAGUCUUACCUCCAAUCCGUCCCGCAAGACCAGAUUCGGGCAUUAUACGGGAUGUCAAUGCCUGGUUGGAUGCCAGCGUAAACACGCCUUCGCCUCCUCUGAUGGGAGGACUUCCCUACUGGAGGGCGGCGACCAGCCCUGGUGUCAAGGAUACACCCGUGGCGCAACAUGCCGUUCCGUUGACUGGAGCACUCGGAAUCGCCAGGCCAUCGACAGCCAACAGCCAGCAAAGGAUAGCCUUCCGUCGUUGCGCCAAGAAGAUGCAGGUUCAGAUACCUUCACUUCUGCGUACUAAAUCUCAACGCCAGGGCGAUCGAAAGCACAACAGACAAUCGGCGUCGAUGCCACUCUUAGCCGUCUCCUAUGAGGAUGUCAAUGAAGCCGCCGCUCCUAUGCUCAUGUCUCGGUCUGGAUCUUUCCUUCGUCCCGCCAUGCAGCCGUCAACACGGUAUCCCUCCACACGAACUAGUGCUCUUGUAUCGGUUGAUGAACAGCCGCGUGAAGAUUUACCCUUGCGUACGGGCACACCAGGAAGUGUGCGACUUGGCGAUACUGAGAGUGUCUUCGAGCGGCGCGUCAACGCCAUAUUCAUGCGUACGGCACGUAGCGCGGACAGCACUCGACCAUCAACGGCAGCUGCCUGUCUUACUCGAGAAGACUCCAUGGGCGAUCUGUCUGAUGCACCGACGUACAUUUCUGGGCUACCACCGCCGUCUUACCGUUCUCGCCCCGAGUCUGUUCUCACCACCUCUUCCUUCGGCUGCAUCGAUGGUAUGAACCCUGCGCAACGCCAGAUCAGUCAGCAGCGAGCAGCGCUACAGCGAGGAAUGAAAUGCAAGCUGAAGAGGUUCGCUCAUACAUUUGCGAUAUGAAAAGCGAUGACAGAUGAGCAAGUUCGAAGUGAAGGCAACACCAAACAGAGCGCGACACCAGACCACGAUCACGAUUGACGAACGAGAUGACGCAAAGAUUAUGAAAUACACACCAUAAGACUGCUGGGGUUUGAGGGCUGGCAUCUUCGUAGAUACAAAAGAGAGACAACCCCGAACAUUUGAUCCUACAGCUGGCACACUGGGAAACUGCGCAAUGCGCGCGAUUAUGUAUCAAGAUCAACGCGAAAUACU